This is a messenger RNA of Aedes albopictus (Asian tiger mosquito), 1480 nucleotides long. Its product is annotated as transmembrane protein 120 homolog. The record is from RefSeq and is a predicted model, not a curated record. Gene Ontology annotation, cellular component: membrane. NCBI's taxonomy places the organism in Eukaryota, Metazoa, Arthropoda, Insecta, Diptera, Culicidae. The coding region runs from base 196 to 1314 and encodes 372 amino acids. The transcript is spliced from 7 exons.
CGCAUUUUUCGUAUUUUUUAUUCAUUCAUUACCUCUCCGGUAUGCGGUGGUGUUGUGUUCUUACGAAGUGGGUAUUUUAGUGCAGAAAAUGCGUUAUUGAUAUUGUUUUUGAUGCUACGCUCUUGACUUUGAUGGGGAAGCCAUAACGGAUAUAUUUCGCGAUCCCGUAUAUUCUAUAAAAAUUGUUUUGCCAUCAUGGAAGUGAAAUUAGAAGACUAUGUGAAAGAGUGGACAGAAUUGUCAAACGAGUACAAAAGUCUCGAGACCACCAAUUCAACAUACUUGGAUUUAUUGGAAAACUUAGAACAAUUGCAGGAGCAAUGUACGAAACAAAUAAAACACCAGCGUUAUCGGAUGCAACAAAUUUCAAAAAACAUAAAGCUAUGCACCAAAAACAAGCGACUCACUCCAGAGGAGAAAGACACCGUGGUGGAUCUCGACAAAAACAUGCUAAAGCGGAAAGCUCAGCUCCAUGAAAUCGAGCAAGGCUUGCCGCAAAAAAACAGUCUUUAUUUGAAAAUCAUUCUUGGAGACGUCAAUGUCUCUAUCUUAAAUAGAAGUGAUAAGGUGCGCUAUAAAGAUGAUUACGAAAAAUUCAAACUGAUUUUGAACGUUAUCGGCUUGUUUUUAUCAUUCCUGAAUAUCGUUGUUAAUUAUAGAGCCCUGGAGCUUGCAUUUAUUUUUCUGCUGGUUUGGUACUACUGCACUUUAACGAUAAGGGAGUCCAUUUUGAAGGUUAACGGAUCACGCAUCAAAGGAUGGUGGAGGGUACAUCACUUCAUAUCAACUGUGUGUGCUGGAGUUCUGUUAGUUUGGCCACAAGGCGAACCCUGGCAGCUGUUCAGAACACAGUUCAUGUAUUUCAACGUAUACAUUAGCUUGGUGCAGUACAUGCAGUUUGGCUAUCAAAAGGGAGUACUAUACAGACUGAAGGCUCUUGGUGAACGACAUGAUAUGGAUAUUACGAUUGAAGGUUUCCAUUCAUGGAUGUGGCGCGGUCUGAGCUUUCUGAUUCCAUUCCUCUUUAUCGGCUACAUUUUCCAAGCAUACAAUGCGUGGACAUUGUAUAAACUUGCAGAACAUCCAGAUGCAACUUGGCAGAUUCCGGUUCUUAGCGUACUUUUCUUGGUUUUGUUUAUUGGUAAUACUACAACCACCAUGUUGGUUGUCCCACAAAAGCUAAGAGGUCGUAUAAAGGAACGCUACAGAUUGAUGAGUUUAUCGUGGGCCAUGAAAGCACGUCACCACAACAAGGGCGAAAAAUCUAAGCAGGACGAGACUGGUUCAAACAAUGAAUGUGAUAAAACCAAGUAAUCAUCAACUAAAAUUCUUUGCAUGAAUGAUGUGGUUUAACAAUGUAUGAUUUUUUGGCAUUUUAAAACAAUAAUGUAUAAUUAACUCAGGCUGAUGAGGUUUAUCUAUACAUAUUAGAAAUAUUGUUGACUAAAGGGUAGCUGAAUAAAAUACAUAUAAGAAACUA